This is a messenger RNA of Bufo bufo (common toad), 4827 nucleotides long. It is a transcript of the gene PTPRN, whose product is annotated as protein tyrosine phosphatase receptor type N. Gene Ontology annotation, cellular component: secretory granule. Gene Ontology annotation, molecular function: protein tyrosine phosphatase activity. Lineage: Eukaryota; Metazoa; Chordata; Amphibia; Anura; Bufonidae. Gene Ontology annotation, biological process: protein dephosphorylation. The record is from RefSeq and is a predicted model, not a curated record.
AUGAGGCUGUCUGCGGGGACCGUGCUCUGCCUCCUGCUCCUCACCUGCUGCUGCCAUCACAGGGGCCUGGGGGCCCGGAGCCACGGUUGUCUCUUUGAUCUGCGGCUUUGUUCUAAGGAGGAGGUCUGCGUACAGGAUGGUUUGUUCGGUCAGUGCCGUGAUCGGUCUGAAAGGGACGUGGGCCAGUUCCAGGUGACGCCGGGUACGCUGCAGCAGCUGCAGGCCGUACUACGGCGACUCACAGCAAAAGGGCUGUCGUGGAAGGAUGACGUAACGCAGCGUGUAAUGGCUCAUGAGAUGGGACGGAUCCCGCAGCAUAUCCUGGAGCACUUGAACCUUCUGGAUGAGGACAGUAAGCCAGAGGAAGCGGUCUUCUUUGCCCUUUCACCUGGGCGCUCUAUUCAGCGCCUUACGGGGGCAGGUCCACUGCAGAGAUGGAGCAGUCGUGCUGAUACCCUGCAGUACUUCAGACCUCGGGUUUCUUCAUCAGAUUCUCACCUGUCUCAAAGGCUUCCUGGGAACUUCAAGCAGAACAUUUCUCCUCUGUUGGAUCGUUUGACAUACUCCCUGCUGGCUUUACAGUCGGCCAAUCCUCAGCCAAGCUAUCAGGACUUGACCCGCGCAAGGAACCCAACUCACCAUGCUCACUUUGCUGCUACCCACACCCGGCCAGACGGAACCAGAAGACUUAUCUAUGGGAGGUAUGAAGGAGGACGGGACACCCCACCACUGCCCCUGCAAGUGCCCAGUGAUAUACAUCAGUCUUGGUCAGAACUAAGGAGGAAGCUUCCCCGCGGGAGCCUUGACAGCCUGGCAGAUGACGUAUCAGAAAGCUCUGAGAGGAUCGAGAGGAUGAGUCAGAUGAACCGCAUGCCAGACGGCGACCAGAACCAUCAGCCAGAAAGUCGAGAGGAAGGUGGACGGACAUUCAGAGGUUCGAUUGGAAUUCAGAACACAGCGGAGGCUCAAUCAGCGCCAGAGGUGUCCGGCGUAUUAGACGCGCAGAGCUUAGCCGGCGUCCUAGAGAAAUUCGGAGUCGACUUGAAGCAGCUCAGCGAAUCUCAGCUGGAGCAACUGUCAUACCUUCUCCAAAUGCUCCAGUUAGAUGCUCCCCAGAAUCAGGGAACAAGAGGUGGAGACAGAAGCCCACCGAAACGAAUCUCAGAAGGAGAUAUGCAGCAUUCUUCUGGAGCUCAGCCCCCCUUCCCACCUCCAGACAUUAUCCCAAGGGACAUCUCUCCAGCCCCUGUGGCCCUUAAUGCUGACCAACGGGAUGGGGAGCGUGUCAUGAGUGCCACCCCCGCCUCUAUUACCACCCACCUGGCACCUGACGCACAGACAUUGGGAGAACAACAAGCUCAUCUGCUGGCCGCCAUCAGAGACGAUUCCCAGAAGAGCCUGGAGAAGAAAAGUUACCAAGAAACUGGAGAAACCCCUGAUGGUUCGGAGAAGAAACCCCAAGAAGCUACUGAAGACUAUGGAUACAUCCUAACUGAUCAGAAUGUGGCUGGAUCUGCUGUGACAUUUCGGAUAAGAAAAAAUCGCCAAAACCUCACACUAACGGAUAUUACUGAUCAUGCAAUGGCUCUGAAGUCGGAUCUGCAAACUGCGACGGGCAUAAAGAUUGUCCAGACCGGCAUCGGACAGAGGAGCAAUGCCACCGGCACCACCUUCCCCCAUGCUUCUCACUUUGGGGACACUUUCCGAUUUGUUCUCCUCAUCUUCAUCGCACUGGCCUGCAUAGCUGGAAUCGUAAUCGCCUCUGCGGUGAUCUUCUGUUUACGACAACAUGCCAAGCAGCGGGAAAAAGAGCGACUUGCAGGGCUUGGGCCUGAAGGAGCCGGAGACUCCACCUUUGAGUAUCAGGACCUUUGCAGGCAGCACAUGGCUGGGAAAUCUCUCUUCAGUCGCACAGAGGGAACUGGGGCAGCGGCGGAGAACUCCCGUGUAAGCAGCGUGUCUUCCCAAUUUAGUGAUGUCCCACAACCAAGCCCCAGUUCCCACAGCAGUACCCCGUCCUGGUGUGAGGAGCCCGUACAGUCUAACAUGGACAUUUCUACCGGUCACAUGAUCCUGGCAUACAUGGAAGAUCAUAUGAGAAAUAGGGAUCGUCUGGCCAAGGAGUGGCAAGCCCUGGGUGCCUACCAGGCUGAGCCAAACGCUUGCUCUAUUGCCAAGAAUGAUACCAACCUGAAGAAGAAUAGGAAUCCAGACUUUGUACCUUACGACCACGCGCGUAUAAAGCUGAGGAGCGAUAACAACCCGUCCCGCAGCGAUUAUAUCAACGCCAGUCCCAUCAUUGAACACGACCCUCGUAUGCCAGCUUACAUCGCCACCCAGGGGCCCCUCUCUCACACCAUUGCUGAUUUCUGGCAGAUGGUUUGGGAGAACGGCUGCACAGUGAUAGUGAUGCUGAGCCCCCUGGUGGAGGACGGGGUUAAGCAGUGCGAUCGCUAUUGGCCUGAUGAAGGAUCCUCUCUCUACCACAUCUACGAGGUGAAUCUUGUGUCUGAACAUAUCUGGUGUGAAGAUUUCCUGGUUCGCAGUUUUUACCUAAAGAAUGUCCAAACCCAAGAGACCCGAACUCUUACACAAUUCCACUUCCUGAGCUGGCCAGCAGAGGGCAUCCCCAGCAGCACUCGCCCAUUGCUGGACUUCCGCAGGAAGGUGAACAAAUCUUUCCGAGGACGAUCCUGCCCCAUUAUUGUGCACUGCAGUGAUGGAGCCGGGAGGACCGGGACCUACAUCCUCGUAGACAUGGUUCUGAGUCGCAUGGCUAAAGGAGUUAAGGAGAUCGAUAUUGCUGCCUCACUAGAACAUGUCCGGGACCAGAGGCCAGGGCUGGUGCGAACCAAGGAUCAGUUUGAAUUUGCCCUGACGGCUGUGGCCGAGGAGGUCAAUGCGAUUCUUAAGGCUCUGCCGCAAUGAGAACGUGGUGACCAAGGUUCCCCGCUCAAGGUUGUGACCUGGACCUGCCUUACGGAGAUGGCAGCUCGAUCCGUCCUCAAAUACCCGUUCGGUGUUCUCUCUGCUCAUCAUGCCAGGGAGCCAAGGCUGCCCUUCCAUGCCCCUACUGCCUAUCCAAGCUUUUAUCCCAGUACUGCCUGAUUUCUAGCCCAACAUUUGCUACCUCGUCCCCCAUGCUUCACCCCUGAGCUGCUAGUACCUCAUUAUCAUGUAGUCACGUCUGUUCACGUUUCCCAGCAGCAAACUGGUUCUUAGUCUCCUAAGUUCUCUGGGGUGAAAUCCCCAAAAUAACACUUAUAGCAAGGGUCUUACAUCUGGAAUACAAUGUUCUAGAGACCUGAAUACUCCCUGUUUUAUAUCCCUUUAUCCAUGAUCUUAUCACAAGUGCACCUUUAAAAAAAAAAAAAAAAGAAAGAAGAUAUUUCUAUAUAUUCCACGUGGGGUUCAGUCUAUAUCUAGGAUAUCGCUAUCUGGUGGAAGCCUGCCGGUAAUUCCAGUGAAAGUUCCCAAACUGGUGAACAUCCCCGUAUAUAAAGCUGAAUGAAAAGUUCUGCAACUUUGUAAUAAACUUAAUGUUUCAAUUUCUCACCAUCUUGGCUUGCAGUCAGUGAAUAGGUACAUCAUUUGGAUUCAUAGCUUGAAAACCCAAGACCAGAUUCUUCUCACAGCUGCGGGUUUGCUAUAAUUGUAUCCAGUCUAGACAAUACAUCAGUGUCUCCUGUGCUGAUAGUUUGCUACAAUGUGUGCUGGUAAAAUGUAACAUGACAUGAUGAUGAUAAAGUUGGGGGCAUUUAACAACCCCUACAUCAGAAAGCUCUUUAAAAAGUAUCGAACCAUGGAUCUGCAACUUUUUAAAAUGUAAUUUGUACAAAAAUGGCGCUUUAACCCCACCCUUGCCACUUUCCAAAACAGUGGGCUUGAUGUGGGCAGGGCCAUCAUGCCAUGACGUUUUACAGGACUUUCCUGACAUAGCUGAUGACUGAAAUCUAUCCCAGCUACCAGCUGACAAAGAGUUCAUUCCAAGUGCACCCAAUGCCAGAGGAUGCACUUAAUGGCGGUGGUUGAGAUAUCAAGACCGGCGUACAAAACACUUAAUAGAUGACCCCCCAUUGUUGUUUGCAUCCCAUCCAGAGACUGAAAACCUGUACAGACCUGAUACUUCUCACAGCUGAGGUUUUGUUACAGUUGUACCCAGACUAGACAAUCCUAUGUGUGAAACAUUUUACCUGCAGUUACAUUGUAGCAGAUUAUCAGGGCAGGACAAAAGAGAUUACUGCUGCUGAUGCCAGGAUUAUCUAUAUUGAGUACAAAUGUAGCAAACCCUCAGCUGUGAGCAGGACCAAGCCUGUUCCACUUUUCAGGCUCUAGAUCUAAACAAUGCUUCAAUUCAUUGACAAGAAGCAGGCGUCUAGAAAAUGGUAAUACCUUGCGGGCUUUACAUGAGCUGCACUAAUCUCUCUCAUGUAUUAGGCCUGUAGAGUUUACCAAUAACCAGGACUAUUUAAGUUCACUGACAGCAAGCAAAGAUUUUGAAUUGAAACCAAAGGUUUUAAAGACGGGAAUCGUUGCCUGACCAUAGGUGUUGGUGUCUAGUAAGGGGGCAGGGUGAUGUGUGACGCCCCCGCCCCUCAUAUUCCGUCCUGUCCGAUCUUCUCUGUAUCUGAAUAUGCUGCAUUCUCCGCUGGGGAUUGGCAUGGGGGGAGGCACGAGACGAGGUAGCGCUUUCACUGCCCAGCCUUACACCCCCUUUAUGUUUUCUAGAUCAUAAGGCAUCGUACUUCAUCGCCAAAAAACAGAGAAUCAUUUCUAGAGAGAUAUAAUAGACUUUAAUUUUGUAUAUUGAUGUGAAUAAAGUAAUUG